AUGCAUCGGCAGGCGCCAGAGGUGCCUACUAGUGUCAAGGAGCGCCAGCAAACUUCAGGGAACUGCAAAUCUUUUGGGGCUAAUUUCUUUAAGGCAACCUUCAGUUCGCGCAACAAGGCGGUAUCCCAUUCCACUUCUUCAAAGUCAGUUUCGGAAACUACAAAAAUAGGCGGCGCGGAGACAAAACCUGUAACUAGAAACAGACCAAGAACAGGAUGUUAUAGUGACAACAAAAUGUGUAAUGUAAACUACGUUAAUAUUAUAAAAAUAAUUUCCUUGCGUAUAGUUCCGCAGGCGGAAACAAGAGUCAGAAGACUGAUUAGGGACAACGGCGUCUAUAACCGACCCGAGAAGCAUUCAGAACCUUCUAGACCUCUUAGAGCCAAACUAGCUAGUGCCGACUCCGCAAAAACAAAUUUAGGAGAAAGCUCAAAGAAUGAAUUAAGUUCCAACGUGCUUAAAAUAAUCAAAAAAGGUCCAGCACCCUUGAAACCCGACUUGGAACCAUCUGAGUCUAUUUUACCUCCAACUUUAAAACCAAAGGCUUUAGCAACAGUGAAGUUAAAGCGAGAGAAGCAUCUGAAUAACAAUAGUGUUUGGACAAAUGCGAACAUAUUAAAGGAGAAAAAGUAUUCAUUCCUUAAUGUGCGAGGACCAAGUCAAGGGAAGCAAGAAACAGCCCUCAAGGGCGCCCCGUCUGUCUCCAGCCUAGAUUCGAAACAUCACAAAGUAGCACCGGCGAGAGAGAAGACUAUCAAGAUAUUCGGAUCCAAAGAGAAGUUGAACAAGGCGCACAAAAAGAAAGAUUUGGGUAAUAACAAUGCUGUACUAGAAGACCCCGAGUUGCGGGAAGGCUUGGAAGGGUAUGAGGAUGGGCAUAUCAGGACUCAUGAGUACGGUAGCUCUGAGGAACUGGGGACGGGUUCCGUAGACGGGAGAGGGUCACAAGAGUGUAUCAGCCUGCCAGUGAUGUUGAACGCAGAUCACAUGUCUGGCUUCCAGGAGGUCGAAUUGCGGACCAGGAUACCGUCAGAGGCGUCUUUAACAUCGGGAGUGCGAGAGCUGGAAUCUCUUCGCCGAGAUCUGGAGACGGUGACGAUGGAACGCGUGCAGCUGCAAGCCCGCGUGGACGAGCUGUUGGAGCGGGCCAACGAGGCUGACAGACUUCGGGCUGAACUUGAACGUAUUAAGAACCAAGAAGCCGAGCGGAACUCAGCUCUAGAGCGUUUGGCUGACGAGAACGGUGCUCUGCGAGCGAGACUGAGGGGUGUGGCGCAUUCACCGCUGUCUGAUAGCGAGAAGAGACAGCUGCUGCUGGCACCAACACCGAGGAGAAUGCACUCAUCUGCACCAGCCUCCAUCGCACUCGCGCAUAAUGGCGAGGGUGAUAGCGGAGAAGCGAGCACUCCAGAGUGGGAUAAACACUCUUCGUCGUCUCUGAGCGAGGUGUCGGUGGCUUGUCUGCAGGACCGUAUACUGCAGAUGGAGGAACAUCACUACAGCACGAGUGAGGAAUUACAGGCGACUUUGGCCGAACUGGCCGACCUGCAGUCACAGCUGGCCGACGCUCACGCCGACAACGAACGACUCUCCGAUGAGAAGCAAGUGUUACUGGAGUCACUCUGCCGUCAGACUGAGAAACUAGAGGACAGUCGAACUAAGGUGGACACACUACAGGAGCUGUUGAUGCGUGAGGGUGUGGAGCCGGAGACUGUCGUCUCUGGGGAUCCGGACCAACAGUUACUGGCUGUGUUAAAGGUAUCUCAAGAGGAACGUCGUCUGUUACUGACGAAGCAAGAGCAACUGGAAGCCGAUCUGACCGAGUCGAAGGCAGCGCUGGAGGAGAAAACUAAAGAAAUAGAAACACUGUCUGAAAGAAUAAGGUCUCUGGAGUGUAGUGUGGAGCGUGCGGAGUCUGAGCGUGCUAGGUGGGAGCAGGAGGCGGGCGCGGCGAGGGAUGCUGCGGCCGCGAGACAACAUCAGGUGACCACGCUCGGGGAACUACUGGCCGCUGCGCAGGCUCAGGGCGCUGCGGCGGCGGAGUGCGCGGCGGCGGCGGCGGCUCGGCGUGACGCGGACGCUGCGGCGGCGCGUGCUCACACACUCGCAGAGAGACUAGCUCAUGCACAGAGGCAACUGGACCGAGCACACUCGGACGCUCGCAAGCUACACGAUGAUGCACUCGUGUCUCGUAACAAUGCCAAGUCGACGAUCUCUGAGCUUGAGUUCCAGCUAGAGCAGGCUCGUCAGGAGAAAACGGCCCUUCAGACUGAGCUGAGGACCAUGCAGGAGAACUGUGCUGAGCUGCAGAUACAAGUUCAGGUAGCCUCUGAUGAAAAGUUGUCCCUGAUGAGUCGUGCGGGAGAAUCAUUGGCGCGCGCUGCGGACCUCGAGAGGCAGCUCGCUGAUACACGCGCCAGGCUCGCUACUAUAACAAGAGAUAGGGAUAGAGAUGAAGCUGAAUGGAAGCAAUACCAAAGUGACUUAUUGAUGACGGUUCGAGUAGCUAACGACUUCAAAACAGAAGCCCAGAGAGAGGUGGAGCGACUUGUAUCUGAGAAUAAGAUCGCCAGGGAUCGUAUACGACUACUCGAAGAUCAGAUACAUUCGCUUAAAGGUGUUGACAGACAAGAAUCUAAGGAUAGCGCACAAAAUUCGAACGACGGAAAAACAUUAUCAACGGACACUGAGAGUUUGGACUCGCAUAGCGAUAGUUCUAAAGAUGUGUUUAAAAAUAUAAGGACGAGGUACUUGUCCAGAGUUCAUAGCGUUAAUGAACUGAAAGAUGUAAGUCUUGUUGAUCAAGCGUUCUUCAAAGUUAACGUUCCGAAGGAGUUCAAAGUUGAUAUCGAUAAUGUUACUACUGAUGAGACUAACGAUGAUGAUUAUAGAACGAAUCUUGAGAAAUCAGAUUCACUUCCAGAAAUCAGACCUAAUGAACGAAAGUUAAAAAGACAGGAUGCUAUUUAUAUUUCCAAUAGAAAACUUAGUCGACAAAACGCCUUUGAUGAUCUCAUUAGUCCAAAGAAAGAUAAAUUAAAAUGCAAUUCGGAAUCUAGUAAUUUAAUACCAUUAGGACGAAAUAUUUUUAAUAGGGAUCGAUCUGAAUUACUUAACGGUAAACCAAAAUCGUACAGUACAGAUAAUCUUAACAAAGACGUUGAAUUCAAAAACGCUUUAAAAGAGGCUACUAGUAUAGAGUUUUUAUGCGAUACAUAUAACGUUAGCGAAAGUUCCUUGUUUAGUGAGGGGUCCAAUAAUGUAUUUUGGAAUAACGUAGAAAAAAAUAAUAACUUACCCGAAGUUAAAGAUAACGAAGAUAAUAAAACAAUAAACAUUUCCAAAGAAGAUGACGUAGAGAUAGAUGUCAACCCAAUACCCGUUGUGAAGGCAGCACGCAUUCUGCCAUAUCCUUAUCCUGACAAAGAAACAAAAGAAAACAAUCCUACCGUUAUCAACGAUCCGAUUGAACAUGACUUCAAAGCUGUUAGCGAAGAAUUGAAAUUUAAUUUCAAAGCGGCUUUAAACAGGUUAUCUGGCAAUAACGAUGACAUGAACCAAAUCAUUGAAGAAACGACAUCUCUAUCAAAUAUACCCAGUGCAAUUGAAAAACUUCCUGAGUCGUUUGAAGAAAAUAUGAGUCUACAAAAUACAGUCCCAAUCGUAACUUUAUCUACUUUCAAAGAAAAAGAUGAUGCUGUGACAAAACAAUCUCUAACAGAGUUACGUGACACUGAAUUGUAUCACGUUAAAGAAGAAUUAAAUAAUAAUUCUAUUAAUACAAUAACCAGUAAUGUAGAUAGUACAAUAGCUUUAAGUCAGUCAAAUGUAUUAUCAGAUGAUAAUUUAAAGAACACUUCUCAAGAUGAAACUACUGAUAAAUUGUUUGAAUCUUACAUAAAACCAAUAGAUAUUGAUACUGAAGAACAAUCGGUCUUAGAUCAAGCAACUACCAAAACAGCUAUCGACCAUAACGUCAGUUAUCAUUUAAAAAUAAAUACACUCACAGAUUUCGCAACUCCCGACCCAUCUAAAGACAAUUCAUUAAGUAAUGUGUCUAACAUUCAAACGAAUAAGGUGAAUAAUAGAGUAAAAACCAUUCUCACUCCAUUAAAUCUCAACGCGGAUAUACGGUCAACUAGUCCAAUUAUUAUUAGCCCAGUUUUAAUCCAACCAAUAUUUUUCAAACCAAAUUCUUUUAUACAACCCCAAGUUACCAAAGAGAAUAAAAAAGUUUACUAUGAUGAUAUUGACCAAGUAAUAAAUAACGGUAAAAUUAAUUCUAACCCUAAAGAAGGCGAAAAUAAAAGGGGUCUAUAUUUAAAAAAUACUAAAUCAAGACAUCUUCCUUUUCUUUCGGUAAAGAAAACGUUCUCUAACGAAAAUGUUGCUGAACCAAAAUCUCCUCCAACGAAAGGGCCGAUGUCACUUCCAAAGCCCGUCGCGAAGUUAUCCAAAACCCCAGAAUUCUUGGUCGAAAACCAAUAUUACCAGCCCAUUGAUAACCUGCCUUUCAUAAACUCAUCACAACCAUUAACGAACAAGGGAAGUGGACAGCAGAAAAAUAGAAACACCAAUCCGUUUAUUACCAAAAAUGAAUCGAGAACAGAAACAGAACAAGAAAAUUACUACGAAGAGAUCGGUCAACCGAUGACACCUGACCCACCCAAAAAUAUAGCUGACGACGACAAAUUAUCAAAGAAUUCAAAACCCGAUGAACUAUACUGCAUACCCCGCGAGGAGAUGCUGAAAGUGCCACGAAGACCGAGAAGAACGAAAACUUACGAGGCAAAAUCAUCUUCUGAUAAAAAAGGUGUCGUCAAAGAGAUGACCAAAUCGGUCAUAUCUUUGUCAAGGACACCGAGUGCGAAUGAAAACAGACCAAGCAGCACUGUUGGAGAAAUAGUGCAGAGCUUAGAGGCUCCACAAGUAGAGCUAAGGAACGCACCCAAGGUGCCGUUACGAAAGUUAUCGCUACAGAGUCAGAAUGUUCCCAAAAUGGAGUCAGAAACGGGGUCAUUGCCCCGCUACCAUUGGAAGACACUGGAGCACAAGCGUCUCUCGCAUCCAAUAAGAUCUCUAAACCAUUCGCCGUCCAGACCGCUGCCGCUUCCCCCUCGCUCCGAGGAGCCCCCGCAGACUCCACCGCUGCUAUCAAGCGCCUCGCUACAGGACAUCAUGGCCACCGCUGCCUCACAUAGACGUAGUAAAGGUGUUAGCCGCCAGGACUCCCGUCUGUCUGUGAAGUCGCUCAUCGAGAGUAUUGAGAACGCUGCAAAGGCAGCGAAGCAGUCGCCCGCAGCCACGCCCGCCGCUGACUGGCCGCAGGUGCAAACCACGGCGUGCACAACCACAACAACGAACACCAUCAAAAACGGUAUAACCGAGUCGUCCUCGAUAAACAACUUCUCAAAGCCGCCGGCACCUAGGAACAACAGACCGGCACCAAUUACAACCGAGGCGGCGGGGAGUGGCGCUAACUUGGCCAGUAUGGCCAACAUGGCCAGUAUGGCCAACACGGCCAACAUGCCGGACGAGCAGCUCGCCCUGGCAUCCCUGCAACAGAAGGCCAUGGAGUCAUUUGUGAGACGAAACAGCUACGGAGAUAUAUGCGAAAGAAAAGAUCCCUUGAACGCUCUGCAAGUGAAAAACGGCGGUUCUAAACGUAACGCGCUUCUGAAGUGGUGCCAACAGAAGACCAUGGGAUACAAUAAUAUCGAUAUUACUAAUUUCAGUUCUUCGUGGAAUGAUGGUUUGGCUCUGUGUGCGUUACUCCACUCGUACUUGGGUGAGACCGUUCCGUACAGCUCACUAACACCACAGGACAAACGUACCAAUUUCUCUGUGGCUUUCGCUGCGGCCGAAUCCGUGGGCAUACCGACGACACUAAAUAUCCAGGACAUGAUACAGCAGGAGAGGCCCGACUGGCAGCAGGUGAUGGCGUACGUCACCAGCAUAUACAAGCAUUUUGAAACUUAA
This is a messenger RNA of Danaus chrysippus (African queen), 5979 nucleotides long. NCBI's taxonomy places the organism in Eukaryota, Metazoa, Arthropoda, Insecta, Lepidoptera, Nymphalidae. The record is from the annotation of a GenBank genome assembly.